Messenger RNA from Sorex araneus (European shrew), 1318 nucleotides. RefSeq names its product fructose-bisphosphatase 1 (gene FBP1). The coding region runs from base 172 to 1185 and encodes 337 amino acids. Gene Ontology annotation, cellular component: cytoplasm; cytosol. The record is from RefSeq and is a predicted model, not a curated record. Gene Ontology annotation, biological process: gluconeogenesis; fructose 6-phosphate metabolic process; fructose metabolic process. The transcript is spliced from 7 exons. Gene Ontology annotation, molecular function: fructose 1,6-bisphosphate 1-phosphatase activity. Lineage: Eukaryota; Metazoa; Chordata; Mammalia; Eulipotyphla; Soricidae.
CUCCGAGUGGUGCAGCCCGCGGUCUACGCGCCCUUCCAGGCUGGCCCGCGGCGCUCCCGAGAGCACCUGAGCGCACCUGAGCGCACCUGAGCGCACCUGAGCGCACCUGCCCGCACCUGCCCGCACCUGCCCGCCCGCGCCGCACCUGCCCGGCCCGCACCGCGCCACAGCAUGACGGAGAAGGCGGCCUUCGACACGGACAUUGUCACCCUGACCCGCUUCGUCCUGGAGGAGGGCAGGAAGGCUCACGGCACGGGCGAGCUGACCCAGCUGCUCAGCGCGCUGUGCUCGGCCGUGAAGGCCAUCUCCACUGCCGUGCGCAAGGCGGGCCUCGCCGACCUUUUUGGAAUUGCUGGAUCUACAAAUGUGACAGGUGAUCAGGUGAAGAAACUGGACGUCCUCUCCAAUGACCUGGUUAUUAACAUGUUAAAGUCAUCCUUUGCCACCUGUGUUCUUGUGUCAGAAGAAGAUAAACACGCCAUAAUAGUAGAACCUGAGAAAAGAGGUAAAUAUGUGGUCUGCUUUGAUCCCCUUGAUGGAUCCUCCAAUAUUGACUGCCUCGUGUCUAUUGGAACCAUUUUUGGCAUCUACAAAAAGAGCUCAGAUUCUGAGCCUUCUGAGAAGGACGCUCUGCAGCCAGGUCGGAACUUGGUGGCAGCUGGCUACGCGCUCUAUGGCAGUGCCACCAUGAUGGUGCUAGCCAUGGCCAGUGGAGUCAACUGCUUCAUGCUGGACCCGGCCAUUGGUGAGUUCAUUUUGGUGGACAAGAACGUGAAGAUUAAAAAGAAAGGAAACAUUUACAGCCUCAAUGAAGGUUAUGCCAAGGACUUUGACCCUGCUCUCUCUGAGUAUCUCCACAGGAAGAAGUUCCCCCCAGAUAACUCGGCCCCUUAUGGUGCCAGGUACGUGGGCUCCAUGGUGGCUGAUGUUCAUCGCACUCUGGUCUAUGGCGGGAUCUUUAUGUACCCAGCAAACAAGAAGAGUCCCAAAGGAAAGCUGAGACUAUUAUAUGAGUGUAACCCAAUGGCCUACGUCAUCGAGAAGGCGGGAGGACUGGCCAGCACCGGCCGGGGAGCCAUCCUGGACAUCGUUCCCACGGACAUCCACGAGAGGGCGCCGGUUGUCCUGGGGUCUCCCGAGGACGUGAAAGAGUUCCUGGAGAUCUCCAAGAAGCACAGCUGCUAAGUGAAGAGCCGUCUUUGGCCAUGAGGAAAGGAUUGCCUUAAUCGGGACCUCUCAUUUUACGUGGCACUGACCUGUACUGCGCGCGUCACUUGUCCCUACGACUUAGAAAUAAAAAGCAUGGAUAUUUUCACCA